Messenger RNA from Danio rerio (zebrafish), 678 nucleotides. The record is from RefSeq and is a predicted model, not a curated record. NCBI's taxonomy places the organism in Eukaryota, Metazoa, Chordata, Actinopteri, Cypriniformes, Danionidae.
CAUGCAGCCUGGAGACUGCAGAGAGACCGUCUGACUGCCUCCUGUCAUUCCCAGAUAUGACCAGCAGCUGACGGGACAAACAGUGAGGUAAAGACCAGGAUUCUAACACCAAUCCCACAAAAAUACCCACACAGAGCAUCUUGGUGGUCACUUUUUAGUGCGUCCUGGAUGCAACCGCAAACUAAAGAAUACUUCUACAAUGUACCCUGUUUUGGGCUGAAUAUCCAGAUAGUCCCUCUGCAGAGAAGAGCUGGACCAGAGGAUGAUGAUGAUGGUCCAAAAAGACGAAGGCCUGUGUAAUUCGUUACUUGAGCUGGAUGCCAUCAUGCAGGAGAAGAAACAUCUCAUCAGUCAGUUGGAAGAAUUUACUUUGUCUGGGACUAUAGAGUCAAAGCAAGCUCUUCUGAGGAGUUUGCAGACAGAGGAAAGCAGUCUGCUGGAGCAGGAGUGUAAUCUGAAACUCAAGCGUGAGCAGCUGAAGAAAGCGGUUGAUGCAUAUUCAAACUUAGAACAAGGUUCACAGGUGAAUUCAGUGAAACCGGGCUCAUCCAGCCAGAGUAAGACUACUGACAAGACUGUGAGAAAAAGAGGAGCACGCAAGUGAACACAACACAAAAAUUCAAUAUUUAUUUUUAGCAAAUUUAACUUGCAAUAAACAUGAGGAAAUAAUAACCCUUG